Molecule: messenger RNA, 2716 nt
Organism: Camellia sinensis
Lineage: Eukaryota; Viridiplantae; Streptophyta; Magnoliopsida; Ericales; Theaceae
Product: cyclic nucleotide-gated ion channel 1
Biological process (GO): transmembrane transport; monoatomic ion transport
Cellular component (GO): membrane
Molecular function (GO): monoatomic ion channel activity
Source: RefSeq, a predicted model, not a curated record
UAACAGUUAGUCACUGCCCUAGAAGUCUCCGCGAACCUUCCCUCCAUAUCUGCCCCCUCCCUUUAACUCUCUUCUCUUUCAAACCUCUCUCAUCACAACUCCCUUAUCGAAGACAUCACAGGCUCCAACUCUUCUCUCAAACUCUGUGCCUUGGUUUUUAUACUGCACGGGAUGGACAAGUUAGCUUGCAGUUGCGAAAAAUGGAGAUGAUCUAAUACGGAGCUUUUAUCAUAAUACAUCUCCAGGGAUUGACAUUCAUCAGUCUCUGGAUGAUGUACUGGUAGCAAUUGGUGUAUCAAGACUCUCCAAAUUAUUGUUAGUAUCUCAGAGAUUGAUAAUCUAUUUUGGACACUGUAUCAUAUGUAAGCUGAAGUGAUGAAUUCCCCGCAAGAGAAGUUUGUGAGGUUUCAGGACUGGAAAUCAGAGAAAAGUACUGAGGAGCAAUUCUCUACAAAAGAUGUGGUACAUUCGGGGAAUAUUAGAACAACAAUAAACUCAGUUACUGAUAAGUUUCGAAGAGGCUUGGAAUGUGCUUCUGAAAGGAUUAGAAGCUUAAAAAGAUCACUGGAAUCCCGUUCUUUAAGUAGUAUUGCAGUCAAAGACUUGGGUUCAAGGAAGAAAAUCCUUGACCCACAAGGGCCAUUUCUUCAGAAGUGGAAUAAGAUCUUUGUAUUGUCGUGUGUUCUUGCUCUUUCUCUCGAUCCUUUGUUCUUUUACAUUCCUAUGAUCAAUGAUGAUGAGAAAUGCCUUUUGUUGGACAAAAAGUUGGAGAAAACGGCUAUCGUGUUGCGGUUCUUUACUGAUAUCUUUUAUAUUAUUCAUAUUAUCUUUCAAUUCCGAACUGGUUUUAUUGCUCCCUAUUCUAGAGUAUUUGGAAGAGGUGUUUUGGUUAAAGAUGCUUGGGCAAUAGCAAGGAGAUAUUUGUCCUCGUACUUCUUAAUUGACAUUCUGGCAGUUCUUCCUCUGCCACAGGUGGUUAUUUUGUUUAUCAUUCCGCACAUGAGAGGGUCAGCAUCUUUGAAUACAAAGAACUUAUUGAAGCUUGUUGUUUGCUUCCAAUAUAUACCAAGGGUUCUUCGGGUUCGUCCAUUGUACAAAGAAGUCACAAGAACUUCUGGGAUACUCACUGAAACUGCAUGGGCUGGAGCUGCAUUUAAUCUCUUUCUUUACAUGCUUGCUAGUCAUGUCCUUGGAGCCUUGUGGUACUUGUUUUCUAUAGAACGAGAAACAACGUGCUGGAAACAAGCAUGUGACAAGGCUGGAACAUGUGCCAAUUUUUCAGUGUAUUGUGGACAAAAUGCAGGAUUUGGCCUUCUGAAUACUUCCUGCCCCAUACAGACACCAAAUACUGCACUUUUUGAUUUUGGAAUUUUUCUCAGUGCACUUCAGUCUGGUAUUGUUGGAUCAACAGAUUUUCCACAGAAGUUCUUUUACUGCUUUUGGUGGGGCUUGCAAAAUCUGAGUUCUCUUGGUCAAAACCUCAAAACAAGCACCUUUGUCUGGGAAAUUUGCUUUGCAGUUUUCAUUUCCAUCUCUGGCUUGGUGUUAUUUUCAUUUCUCAUCGGAAAUAUGCAGACAUAUCUGCAGUCCACAACAAAAAGAUUGGAGGAGAUGAGAGUCAAAAGGCGAGAUGCAGAACAGUGGAUGUCCCACCGUUUGCUUCCUGAGAGUCUGAGGGAGCGAAUUAGGCGGUAUGAGCAGUACAAAUGGCAGGAAACUAGAGGUGUUGAUGAAGAGUAUCUGAUCUAUAAUCUUCCAAAGGACCUUAGGAGGGACAUUAAGCGCCAUCUCUGUUUGGCUCUGCUCAUGAGAGUGCCAAUGUUCGAAAAAAUGGAUGAACAACUGUUGGAUGCAAUGUGUGACCGUCUAAAACCGGUUCUCUACACAGAAGGCAGCUACAUUGUGCGAGAGGGGGACCCAGUUGACGAGAUGCUCUUUAUAAUGAGAGGAAAGUUAACUACCAUAACUACCAAUGGCGGAAGAACCGGCUUCUUGAAUUCUGAUUAUCUCAAAGCUGGUGACUUCUGUGGAGAAGAGCUACUUACUUGGGCUCUAGACCCCCAUUCUGUAUCUAACCUACCAAUCUCAACCCGAACUGUCCAAGCUCUCUCGGAAGUUGAAGCAUUUGCCCUAAUUUCGGACGAUUUGAAAUUCGUCGCUUCUCAAUUCAGGCGACUACACAGCAAGCAGCUCCGCCAUACUUUUAGGUUUUACUCGCAGCAAUGGAGGACUUGGGCAGCUUGUUUCAUACAAGCAGCGUGGCGUCGUUAUGGAAGAAAGAAGCUUGAAGAGUCUCUUUGUGAAGAGGAAAAUAGAUUGCAAGAUGCGUUGGCCACGGAUGGUGGGAGUUCACCGAGUUUGGGUGCUACCAUCUACGCUUCUCGGUUUGCCGCUAAUGCUCUCCGUGCUUUGCGGCGCAAUGGGACCCGGAGAACAAGGUUGCCCGAGAGAAUACCUCCGAUCAUGCUUCAGAAGCCGGCUGAGCCUGAUUUCACUGCUGACGAAUGAUUAGUGCUGUUAAUUUCUCUACUGUUUUGUCGGUCUAGGUUGUGCAAAAUGUGAUAUUGGAAGCACACAUUGAUUAAAUUGUUGGAGUUUCCUCGGGUGUAUCAUGUAUGUGUAUAUAUAUACAUAUGUAGUGUUGUAUUGUGUAUGUGAAUUUCCUCUUGUUUUUCUAGUGAUAAUUGAGUUUCCUCUACCAUGGGAUUUUGCUAAA